Molecule: messenger RNA, 1791 nt
Organism: Tribolium madens (black flour beetle)
Lineage: Eukaryota; Metazoa; Arthropoda; Insecta; Coleoptera; Tenebrionidae
Product: UNC93-like protein MFSD11
Exons: 5
Coding region: 83-1429 (448 amino acids)
Source: RefSeq, a predicted model, not a curated record
UCAGAAUUUUCAAACCAGACACACAAUCAGAACGAAAGUGAAUGUUUUAAGUUGAAUUUUCAUUUCCAGUUUGAAAGAGAGAAUGGCGUUCGACCGACGUUUGUUCAACGUGGUCCUUCUGGGCCUGGCUUUCAUGCUGAUUUUUACCGCCUUUCAGACCAUGGGCAACAUACAGAAAACCAUCAUUGAGAGUAUAAAGCAAGACAAUGAAAAAAAGAACGAUACGAGUUUUCAAGGCGAUGGCUACGUCAGUCUUUCAAUCAUUUAUGCUGUGAUGUCUAUACUAAACUGGGCAGCCCCUUCUGUCAUAAGUGUGAUAGGUCCGAACUUUGCUAUGUUAUUCGGGGGAAUCACCUACGUUCUCUUCAUUAUGUCGUUUCUCAUUCCUCGAACGUGGCUUCUGUAUUUGGCCAGUGUUAUCAUAGGAACAGGCGCUGCUGUCAUAUGGACGGGACAAGGCAACUACCUCACAUUAAAUUCCACACAGGCGACGGUAUCAAGAAAUUCCGGCAUUUUCUGGGCAAUGCUACAACUAAGCAUGUUUAUUGGAAAUCUCUUCGUCUAUUUCAAAUUCAAAGGCUUGGAUUCGAUUGAUGUAGAUACCAGAAAUAUGGUCAUUUGGACUUUGAGCGGGAUUGGAAUUGCUGGACUUGUGGUCAUGGUGCUUCUUCCUCGGCCGAAAAAAACAUCCCAAAUUGAUAUACCGGACGAAGUCCAGCAAACACCCCUCGAGGCGCUAAAAGGCGCUGUCAAGUUGUUCUUCACCAAAGACAUGCUCCUUCUCUCCAUCACAUUCUUCUACACAGGUAUUGAGUUGGGUUUCUUCAGCGGAGUCUACAGUUCAUGCAUCGGCUUCACUCAGAAAUUUUCCAAUCCCAAGGAACUCGUCGGCCUCUCUGGUAUUUUGAUCGGUCUUGGAGAAGUCCUCGGAGGGGCAGCGUUCGGCAUUUUGGGUUCCAAGACCAUCAAAUGGGGUCGCGAUCCCAUCGUUAUUGCAGGAUUUAUAGUCCACGUUAUCAGCUUCUUCCUCAUUUUCCUCAACUUGCCCAACAAUUCUCCCUUCUCGGACACCACAGACGGGGCUAUCAUCACAAGUAGUCCCGAAUUGGCCAUCUUCUGUUCCUUCCUCCUUGGUUUUGGAGACUCGUGCUUCAACACACAGAUUUACUCCAUUUUGGGGGGUGUUUAUUCAAAUAAUAGCGCAUCAGCGUUCGCUAUUUUCAAAUUUACACAAUCAGUGGCGGCUGCGAUUUGUUUUGGGUAUUCCACCGGUUUGAUUUUGUAUGGCCAGUUGGGGAUUCUUCUCGUUUUGGCCAUUUGUGGCACCGCUAGUUUUGUCAUGGUUGAAUGGAAAGUGAAGAAAGAAGCACUCGCUAAAAGUGUUCACGACAAUGCAAGCAGUGAAGGGAGUGAAAAAGCCGCUUUUUAAUGUCUUAUGAGUAUUUAUUUAUCUUUUAUACAUAAAAUUUUUCCCUGUGUAACAAGUAUUGCUUCUAAGAAGCUUUCUCUUAGUUCAAGUGGUAACAAACAAAGUUUCCUUUAAUAAUCUGUGAUGGAACGAAGUGAGACUGAUGAACCAAUUGUAUUUUGUUGCCAUUCCUUAAAUUAUAUCAAUUGUUAAUGACUCUUGUAAAUAUUAUGUAUAUUUUAGUGUGUCACAGAGUGUAAAUAUGUUUUUAUGGAAUCUGUGAUAAAAAUCAGGUUUUGGUAAUUUUAACAGACUUGCGAGAUUUUAAAAUGUAACAAAUCGUUGUAUAUUUUAAAUGUACCAUAAAAUUUAUUCAAUAUUGA